AUGCUCUCCAACCUAACCUCUUUUGACGCCCUCGGUGCGGGCCCUGGUCACAGUUCGGCAUCCUUCACCGACGUGUAUUCCUUCGCGGGUGAUCUUCAUCCAGCUGGCUCUCCUGAGCCUUCGACACCAUCCCCAUCCAACCAAAUACUCCAGCCCGAGGCUACCGACAGCGUUUAUAUCACUACAGCAUCACCUGCCACUGAUAUCUCUUCUGGGUCUUUCCCCAUAGAAGCUUCGCCCAUCACUACAGUAGGGAAGUAUUCCCACGAUAACAGAGAGCAAGAUUCUGAGGAAUCCGAGGUAGCAAGCCUCUCCCAGUCUCGCUGUACAGGACAGACCGAUUUGGAUGUGGAAGACCACACAGCACCUUCGGGGGAUAAUGAAAAACCCAUAAACGGGCAACAGCAUUCUCCGUGUCCUCAACAGUCAGGUUGUCCCUCUCAUCUAGGCCGUGACUUUCAGCAGUUCUUCGAAAUUCGGCCGUCGAGACUGGGAGGGGUAGGCGCCUUUGCGGUCCGCGCUUUGAAGAAAGACGAGAUCAUCCUGGUUGAAGAGCCACUGCUCCGAACCACUUGGUUCUACCUCAGGCGAGCGUUUAGUAAUCUUUCAGAAGCCGAUAAGAACACAUACUUGAAUCUGCAUUGCGACGACAGAUGCUGCCCGUUCAAGAAGAUUGAGCAAAUUAUGCAGCGUAACUCUUUCCAGCUCGGGAAGGAAUUCGCCAUCUUUGCGACCGCCUCUCGCUUCAACCAUGCUUGCGAGCCGGUCCGCAACGUCAAGUACAAGCUCGAUGACGACACUGGGGUUAUCACAUUCAGAGUGUGCAAAGAUGAAAUUCCAGCCGGCACCGAGCUUACGAUCAGUUAUGGAGACUCGGCUGCCCGGCUUUAUCGGGAUUUUGGCUUCGUGUGCACCUGUGGUGGCUGUACUCCCUUGACAGACCAGGACAUUAGGAAGAUGAACGAGGAGGCCUUUGGCUUCUCAUCCAUGACUCCAAGUUCAUGGUGAGCUCCUGCGCCUCGACACUAACGAUGGUGCAUGCGCCGAACUGAGGGUUCUGGGCUCCGUGGACUCAGGUUUGCUUCCAGUGGCAGAGAAGGCGGCAGAUUACUUGAUUUUCAGAGGCGGAGUAGAUCAGGUAGACGAGGGAAGGGUCGACGGGGGGUUUUCUGCUACUAGGUAGCACUUCGUUCACAAACUUAGCGAGCAUACUUUCCCAGGAAUCAGUUACGAGGGCUAUGAUUGAUAGCAAAAACACG
Molecule: messenger RNA, 1259 nt
Organism: Canariomyces notabilis
Lineage: Eukaryota; Fungi; Ascomycota; Sordariomycetes; Sordariales; Chaetomiaceae
Product: SET domain-containing protein
Exons: 3
Coding region: 1-1008 (335 amino acids)
Molecular function (GO): protein binding
Source: RefSeq, a predicted model, not a curated record